Molecule: messenger RNA, 669 nt
Organism: Gossypium raimondii (Peruvian cotton)
Lineage: Eukaryota; Viridiplantae; Streptophyta; Magnoliopsida; Malvales; Malvaceae
Product: eukaryotic translation initiation factor 1A
Exons: 2
Coding region: 2-430 (142 amino acids)
Biological process (GO): translational initiation
Cellular component (GO): cytoplasm
Molecular function (GO): translation initiation factor activity; RNA binding
Source: RefSeq, a predicted model, not a curated record
CAUGCCGAAGAACAAGGGAAAAGGAGGAAAGAACAGAAAGAGAGGAAAGAACGAAGCAGACGAUGAGAAGCGUGAGCUCGUCCUCAAGGAAGACGGGCAAGAGUACGCCCAAGUGCUUCGUAUGCUCGGCAACGGCCGGUGCGAAGCAAUGUGCAUCGAUGGUACUAAACGCCUUUGCCACGUCCGUGGGAAGAUGCAUAAGAAGGUAUGGAUUGCUGCUGGUGAUAUAAUUCUCGUCGGCCUUCGCGACUAUCAAGAUGACAAGGCCGAUGUGAUCCUUAAGUACAUGCCUGACGAAGCAAGGCUAUUGAAGGCCUAUGGUGAGCUUCCGGAGAACAUCCGUCUCAAUGAAGGCAUUGUUGAUGAGGAAGAGGAAGGCGGUGUAGAUGAUUACGUCGAGUUCGAAGAUGAAGAUAUAGAUAAGAUCUAAGUGAAACAGCCGAGCAUCUUUUCCUUCAAUGCCAGCCUGAUGGGUGCUCUCAUAAGAAUCAAUGACUUCUACCAGUCGAUUCUUCACUCUUUCGACCUUGAUCCUCCAUCAGCACCCUAACCUCGAAUUCCAAGCAUUCUCAACAUUGGUCAAACCAUUGCGGGAUGGAAAUUUCAUCUGGCAAUUGGGAUAUCCGGCACCUCCUUCAAUCGAUCUCUAUUCAACAAUACAACAUAGAC